AUGUGUCUGGUAUUUCUUUCACAUGCCCAUGCAUUCCAGUGCUUGGUCUUCCAGCUGCCGAGCAUACGAGGUUUCUCCUCUUACAAGAAAUCGAAGAAGGGAGAGAAACAUGUCCGAAGUAUGGUUUCAUCUGGCCUGUGUUUCAGCUUAACCGUGUUACUUCUGCUCAUGCUUGUAACUUCAGAGCUGACAGUGGACUACUACAAGCGGACUUGCCCGCAUGCCGAGAGCAUUCUCAGACAGGUGAUGGUUCAAAAGAUAAGGGAAGCACCAACAACAGCUGGAGCAACACUGCGACUCCUUUUUCAUGACUGCUUCGUUGACGGAUGUGAUGCUUCGGUCCUCGUUUCGUCAACUCCUGGCAACAAGGCUGAAAGAGACGAGGAGAUAAAUCAUUCAUUAGCGGGAGAUGCCUUUGAUGCAGUUCAUCGAGCUAAAGCAGCAGUGGAAAAGAUUUGUCCCGGUGUGGUCUCUUGCGCUGAUGUUCUGGCUAUCAUCACGAGGGAUUUGGUUCAGCUAGUUGGCGGUCCUUUCUGGGAAGUCAGGAAAGGCCGUAAAGACGGAAGGUUGUCUAUGGCUUCCCGGGUCGGCCGCAAUCUCCCGACUUCCACAGCAUCUAUCAACGAAUUAACCAGGCUGUUCGCUUCCAAGGGCCUCAAUGAAAUCGAUCUGAUAGCGCUCUCUGGUGCUCAUACAAUCGGCUUUGCACACUGCACGGAAUUCACGAACAGGAUCUACAACUUUAACGGCACCAGAGCCGGCGAUCCAAGCAUGAAUCCGAGCUUCCUCGGCGAACUACGACGAGCUUGUCCUCCGCGAAAUGGAAAUCCCGAUGUGGUAGCAAGCAUGGACGCAGCAACACCCUUCCAGUUCGACAACUCCUACUACCGGAGCAUGCAGAGAGGUCUGGGCCUUCUCACCUCCGACCAGGAGCUCCUUACAAACGCAAGAACUCGCAGCGUCGUGGACGCAUUUGCCAGCAGCCAGGAUCUCUUCUACGAAGUCUUUGCGGCUUCCAUGGACAAGCUGGGAAACGUCGGUGUGAAGAACGAGACGAACGGGGUGGUAAGAAAAGAGUGCCACAGAACUUGAAGAAUCAACACUGUCAAAAUAACACAAGCUCACCAAUUCUUUUCC
This is a messenger RNA of Selaginella moellendorffii, 1137 nucleotides long. RefSeq names its product peroxidase 51. NCBI's taxonomy places the organism in Eukaryota, Viridiplantae, Streptophyta, Lycopodiopsida, Selaginellales, Selaginellaceae. The coding region runs from base 1 to 1092 and encodes 363 amino acids. Gene Ontology annotation, biological process: hydrogen peroxide catabolic process; response to oxidative stress. The transcript is spliced from 3 exons. Gene Ontology annotation, molecular function: peroxidase activity; heme binding. The record is from RefSeq and is a predicted model, not a curated record.